This is a messenger RNA of Camelina sativa (false flax), 1485 nucleotides long. Its product is annotated as endonuclease 3. Gene Ontology annotation, molecular function: nucleic acid binding; endonuclease activity. Gene Ontology annotation, biological process: DNA catabolic process. The record is from RefSeq and is a predicted model, not a curated record. NCBI's taxonomy places the organism in Eukaryota, Viridiplantae, Streptophyta, Magnoliopsida, Brassicales, Brassicaceae.
CUCCUUGACUACUCCUUCUUAUCUUCUUGAAUCCGGCUCUCAUCUCCAAAAAGCCAUCUUUUUUGCUUACUUUGUUGAAAGCUUUUAUCAGAAGGGGUUUGUCUCUGAGAAUGUGGAUUGUGAGUAUACUAGUGCUUACACAGCUAGUUCAUGGAGCUCUGUGUUGGGGAGAUGAUGGUCAUUACUCUGUCUGCAAAAUAGCUCAGGGUUAUUUUGAGGAAGAUACAGUAGUUGCAGUGAAGAAACUUCUGCCUGAAUAUGCUGAUGGUGAGCUAGCAGCUGUUUGCUCAUGGCCUGAUGAAAUCAAAAAGCUACCUCAAUGGCGAUGGACUAGUGCUUUGCAUUUUGCUGACACACCUGAUUACAAAUGCAACUAUGAGUAUUCUCGGGACUGCCCUAAAGACUGGUGUGUGACAGGAGCAAUCUUCAAUUACACAAACCAACUAAUGUCUGCCUCUGGAAACUCUCAGAGUAUAGUCCACUAUAACUUGACAGAGGCUCUCAUGUUCUUAUCACAUUAUAUGGGAGAUAUCCAUCAGCCUUUACAUGAAGGCUUUAUUGGAGAUCUAGGUGGUAACAAAAUAAAAGUCCACUGGUACAACCACGAAACUAAUUUGCACCGUGUGUGGGAUGACAUGAUAAUUGAGUCUGCUCUAGUAACAUACUACAAUUCAAGCCUUCCACGCAUGAUUCAAUCCCUUCAAACCAAACUCGAGAACGGCUGGUCAAAUGAUGUUCCUUCGUGGGAGUCAUGUCAACUUAACCAAGCGGCCUGCCCAAAUCCAUAUGCUUCUGAAAGCAUUGAUCUUGCCUGCAAAUAUGCUUACAAGAACGCCACCGCAGGGACUACUUUAGGAGAUUACUAUUUCGUCUCUCGGUUACCCGUUGUAGAGAAGAGGCUUGCACAAGGCGGAAUCCGCUUGGCAGCGACUCUUAACCGAAUAUUUUCUACAAAACCGAAGAUUUCUAGAGCAUGAUCAUGAAGAAAGAUCUAGGAUCUUCAUUUAAACAUUAAGAACAAUCAUUUGGUUAUAACAAAUGUGUAAUGGUAGUUUACGUUGCCAUUGUUCCUGAGUUAGUUAAUUAUAACGUAACUAUGAUAAUUAUGAAACUAAAACUGUCAACAUCUAAAUGCUGGAAUUAAGGGUGGAAAGAAUCAAACUGAACUAAGCCAAACCAAUAUGUUUAUAACCUGAGAAAUAUGAAGUGUAAUUAGCAUAGAAUCUGACUGAUUUUAUCAUAUUUUUAAACCGGAAAAAAACAAAACCUUAUAUGUAUAACUCACUCAAAAACGGUAAACCAUAACCGACACAUCCACAUUUACGUAGAGUAAAAGGAAUAUAUGGCGCAAAACCUAUUAGUGUGCAUCAAAUCCUUGCAAAAGAAAAGCACAAUUUAGCGAACUUACAAAGUUUGAUGACAAUUCACGAAGAUAUUGGUACAAAAUCAUGGUACUAUGGAUCGCACUGAAACCACAUAUCCGGA